Molecule: messenger RNA, 5425 nt
Organism: Columba livia (rock pigeon)
Lineage: Eukaryota; Metazoa; Chordata; Aves; Columbiformes; Columbidae
Gene: MDGA2
Product: MAM domain containing glycosylphosphatidylinositol anchor 2
Exons: 17
Coding region: 692-3562 (956 amino acids)
Cellular component (GO): membrane
Molecular function (GO): protein binding
Source: RefSeq, a predicted model, not a curated record
GCAGCGAGCCACGCAGCUUUGACGUCGCCGGGCUGCGGCUCCCCGGCCCCGGCUGGCGGCACGUAUAGCACAACGUGACCGCACACCGCCGCCCUCCAUUCACACUCGCACUCUCGCACCCACCGCACGGCAGAGGGAAGCCCGCCGCCCCCCCUCGCCGCCCCCCCCUCCCCGCCAUGGGCCCGGCCGCCGCUCCGCAGGCGCGGUGAGGGCCGCUCCCGGCGCGCAAGAGCAGGACACACCUCCGCGGCUCCGCGCCCUCCCCCCCGACGCCACCUCCGCGCCGCGCGGGGGGCCCCGCGCACCAUGCGGGGGUCGUGGCGCUGCGAUGGCAUCUGAUGGCCGCGGGGCGCAGGCGGCUGCGGCGGCCCCGGGAGGCGCUCGGCGGCCCCGGGAGGCGGCGGCGGCGGCGGCCGGCUCCCUGAGGGGGCUGCCGCUCUGAGGGGGCUCGCCCCGCGCCUCUCCGCGCCGCUCCGCGCCGCCCGCUGCGCAGGAGGAGGAGGAGGAGGAGGAAGAGGAGGCGGAGGAGGAGGACCGCAGCGGUGCCCGCCGCCUGCCCCCCGCCGCCCUGCCUGCGCGGGCGUGCGCGGCUCGGCCGCAGCGGAGCGCGGGGCUCCGGUGGGCGCUGCGCUGCCUCCCCCCCGCGCCCCCCCCCCCCCGCCGGGCUGGAUAUGUGGAUGCUCACGUGAAGAUGGAUGUAGCGAUCGGGCUGCUGGGGCUGCUGACGGUUCUGCUGGAGGGCAGCUCCGGGCAAGGGGUGUACGCCCCCCCCACGGUGCGGAUCGUGCACUCGGGCCUGGCCUGCAACAUCGAGGAGGAACGCUACUCGGAGAGGGUGUACACCAUCCGCGAGGGCGAGACGCUGGAGCUGACCUGCCUGGUCACCGGCCAUCCUCGGCCACAGAUCAGGUGGACCAAAACAGCAGGAAGUGCCUCUGACCGAUUCCAGGAUUCCAGUGUCUUCAAUGAAACCCUGAGGAUCUCCAACAUCCAGCGGCACCAAGGAGGACGCUACUACUGCAAGGCUGAGAACGGCUUGGGUUCGCCAGCCAUCAAGUCCAUAAGAGUGGAUGUGUACUAUUUGGACGAUCCAAUAGUAACAGUCCACCAGAGCAUUGGGGAAGCGAAGGAGCAGUUUUACUAUGAGAGGACGGUGUUUCUCAGGUGCGUCGCCAACUCCAACCCGCCCGUGCGGUACAGCUGGCGACGCGGCCAGGAGGUGUUGCUGCAAGGCUCGGAUAAAGGAGUGGAGAUCUAUGAGCCCUUCUUCACCCAGGGAGAGACGAAGAUCCUGAAGCUGAAGAACCUGCGUCCUCAGGACUACGCGAAUUACAGCUGCAUCGCCUCGGUGAGGAAUGUCUGCAGCAUCCCCGACAAGAUGGUCUCCUUCCGCCUCUCCAAUAAAACAGCAUCCCCUUCAAUUAAGCUUCUUGUGGAUGACCCGAUAGUGGUGAACCCUGGAGAAGCGAUCACGCUGGUCUGCGUGACGACGGGAGGGGAGCCAGUCCCCAGCCUGACCUGGGUGAGGUCUGCAGGCGUCCUGCCUGAGAAGACAGUCCUGAACGGCGGCACUUUAACCAUCCCUGCCAUCACAGCAGAAGAUGCUGGAACCUACAGUUGCAUCGCCAACAACAACGUUGGAAAUCCUGCGAAAAAGUCCACCAACAUCAUUGUAAGAGCCUUAAAAAAAGGACGUUUUUGGAUCACCCCUGACCCAUAUCACAAAGAUGACAACAUCCAGAUUGGGCGAGAGGUGAAAAUCUCCUGCCAGGUAGAAGCCAUCCCUUCUGAAGAGCUCACCUUCAGCUGGUUUAAAAACGGGCGUCCCUUGCGAAGCUCUGAGAGGAUGGUGAUCACACAGACUGACCCCGACGUUUCACCUGGCACCACAAACCUGGACAUCAUCGACUUGAAAUUCACUGACUUUGGGACAUACACCUGCGUGGCGUCUCUGAAGGGAGGUGGCAUAUCGGAUAUCAGCAUUGACGUCAACAUCUCCAGCAGUACAGUCCCACCCAACUUGACUGUUCCUCAAGAGAAGUCCCCGCUGGUGACCCGGGAAGGGGACACGAUCGAGCUGCAGUGCCAGGUGACCGGGAAGCCCAAGCCCAUCAUCCUGUGGUCCCGAGCGGACAAGGAGGUGGCGAUGCCGGACGGGGCGAUGCAGACCGAGAGCUACGACGGGAUCCUCCGCAUCGUCAACGUCUCCAGGGAGAUGACGGGAACCUACCGGUGCCAGACCAGCCAGUACAACGGGUUCAACGUGAAGCCCAGAGAAGCGUUGGUACAGCUCAUCGUGCAGUACCCCCCCGCCGUGGAGCCCACCUUCCUGGAGAUCCGGCAGGGCCAGGGCCGCAGCGUCACCAUGAGCUGCCGGGUGCUGCGUGCCUACCCCACGCGCGUGCUCACCUACGAGUGGCGGCUGGGCGGCCGGCUGCUGCGCGCCGGGCAGUUCGACGUGCAGGACUCCACCGCGUACACCGUCAGCAGCCUGGCCCGCGACAGCUACGGCGUCUACAACUGCAACAUCAUCAACGAGGCGGGCGCCGGCCGCUGCAGCUUCCUGGUCACAGGCAAAGCCUACGCGCCCGAGUUCUACUACGACACGUACAACCCGCUAUGGCAGAACAGACCCCGCGUGUACUCGUACAGCCUGCAGUGGACGCAGCUGCACCCCGACGCCGUGGACCGCGUCCUGGCCUACCGCCUGGGCAUCCGGCAGGCCGGACAACAGCGCUGGUGGGAGCAGGAAAUUACGGUGAACGGCCACAUCCAAAAGGGAGAGUUAAUUACCUACAACCUCACCGAGCUGAUCAAGCCGGAGGCCUACGAAGUGCGCCUGACGCCCAUCACCCGAUUCGGGGAGGGGGACUCAACUAUUCGGGUCAUCAAGUACAGCGCUCCGGUGAACCCGCAUCUCCGAGAGUUCCACUGCGGCUUUGAGGACGGCAACAUCUGCCUCUUCACGCAGGAUGACACGGACAACUUCGACUGGACCAAGCAGAGCACCGCCACCAGAGACACCAAAUACACCCCCAACACCGGGCCCAACGCCGACCGCACGGGUUCCAAGGAGGGUUUCUACAUGUACAUUGAGACGUCGCGGCCCAGGCUGGAAGGAGAAAAGGCCAGACUUGUUAGUCCCGUCUUCAGCGUCGCGCCAAAAAAUCCCUACGGAGCUACCAACACGGCGUAUUGCUUCAGCUUCUACUACCACAUGUAUGGACAGCACAUAGGAAGCCUGAACGUCUACCUGCGGCUGAAGGGCCAGACGGCGAUGGACAACCCGCUCUGGUCUUCCAGUGGGAACAAGGGGCAGCACUGGAACCAAGCCCGCGUCAACAUAAACCCCCCGACGUCCUUCCAGCUCAUAUUCGAGGGGAUCCGGGGCCCCGGCAUCGAAGGCGAUAUUGCUAUUGAUGACGUAUCAAUUGUGGAAGGAGAGUGCAUGAAAUCAGACCAGCCGGCCAACAAUUUACGAUCAGGUGCUGCCGGGACGUUAGCGCAUCUACGACUUAUCCCCGUUGUCAUCCUCAUGUCUGUCCUAAGUCAUCAGAGGUGACCUUAUCCUGGCAGAGGCUACAAAAGAUUCACCAGGCACCGGCAUGAAGAAAGAGUCUUUGUAAAACGGACGCUUAAAAACAAACUACCAAAGAUUCCUCCACUGACUGACUCAAAAGUUAAAUAAAUACGUAAAUAGAUAAUAAAAGAAUAAUUAAAAAGCACUGGGGACCUAAAAGGCAUCACGGGAGUGUAACUCACUAUGAACCACGCCUGAGAACGAGACCUGGCCUAAGGAAGGACGGGACCUUCAGGUGCUUUUGUGGUCAGUAACGAACACAGCGUCGUCUGGUUGGACUCUCGGAGAAGAGCUAUAGAACCCUUGUCAAAGCACAAAGUCACGGCUGGUUUUGUUUCAAAUGAAUAGUUUGCUUGUUACCAUGGAAACCGAACGGCCUGCCAAAAAAACAAAGGAUGAGAGAGGAAAUAGAAACAAAAAGCGGGAGAGAAACACCUCACUGCAAACAGGGUACGCGAAGAGCUGGCGUUCAUCUUCCCUUCAAGGAGGUUUUUAGUCUAGAGCUCAAUAACUGUAGGCCCUUUCUUUGGCUGUCACCUCCCCUAGAGAACAACCCCGGAUCAGAGCGGUUUAGGCCGUUCCCGUCCCAUUUCCCACGGCUGUGCUCGGUGACUGCGCUGUCUCCUCCUGCAUGCAUCACGAUCCAGGGCGCGCGACCUGGGCUUAUCCACGUCACACCGGCUUCCCGGGGUUCGCUCGCGGCCGCCCGCACACCCCCCGCCCUCCCGAGCCUCCGUCCGGCCGGGUGAAGAAACCAAACCACCGUCUUUUGUAGAAUCGCCAUGGAAACCAAGUGCCUUCAAUGAAACAAGCCUGAUUUAAAACAAAUAAUAAAUAAGAUUAAUAAUAAUAAUGAUGAUUUCAACAGAGAAGCUCGCACGGCUGAAACGUGGUUUGUGCAAACUAUUUUCUAAACGAACUACGGCGCCCGGGGGUGCGGAUGCAGGCGAGGAGACGAUGGAUGGAUGGGUGGAUGGAUGCGUGGAUGGACCUGAGCUGCUGCGUGAGCCCGGUGGGAUGAGACGCGUGUCGUCCGACCUUCCAGCCAGCCAUGGCCGUUCAGCUCGUUGUCCCUCAGCAAACAGCUCCCGUUGGCCCUGGGGAUGGGAGCAGCGGCGUUACGUUUUUAUCUCUUUGUUUUCAGGUUAUCGAGUGGGUCGACCGGAGGAAAAGGGUUGCUGAGAUAACGUUUUAGCGUAAAAGGUGGUAAGGAGGUUUUCUUAGCGUACUGGACCCCCGCUGGCGAGGUGGGCGGCCCGGCGGGGGCGGGACGGGGCCCAACCCCUGCCCUGCAGCCACACUCUGCAGAUCCAGAGAGAUUAUUUUGUUAUCGUAGUGAAAUUAAACAAAAAUAAAUAAAAGUAAUAAAAAAAAACAAAUCCACUUUUACAAGAGCAAGUUGUACAAAUGGUUUUGAGCCGCCCGAACACCCAAUAGCCAGCCGGUUUGCCACCGCGUUGUAAAGUCCCCUUAUGGUUGGUUAUGACAAUUUGAAGACGUUUUUCAUCAAAUUAUCUCAGCUUUUAACUUCAUUUAAAAGCAAAAAAGACUUUUGUCUAAAGGAGAGUAUUAUUAUUAUUAUUAUAAUUAUUAUUAUUAUUCUAUGUUCUCUCGGCACCCUAGCAUUAAAAACCCUGAUAUGCAAGUAAUUGGAGUACAACCAUUAAAACAAACGAGUAUAAUAUUUGCAAACACGAGUACAAAAAGCACAACGAGAUGCAGUAAAACAACGACAAGGCUUGAUUUUUAUAAAUUCUGUAGAGAAAUGUUUGUGCGAAUUCAGUGAUCCGCCUGAGGAGAUGAUUUUACAGCGAUGUUCAAUAAAGCCUCUUUGCGGGUGAGGAA